Molecule: messenger RNA, 738 nt
Organism: Emericellopsis atlantica
Lineage: Eukaryota; Fungi; Ascomycota; Sordariomycetes; Hypocreales; Bionectriaceae
Product: P-loop containing nucleoside triphosphate hydrolase protein
Exons: 1
Coding region: 1-738 (245 amino acids)
Molecular function (GO): GTP binding; GTPase activity
Source: RefSeq, a predicted model, not a curated record
AUGGCGACCUCAGAUGCCCAGGUCAACCGCGUGGAAGAUACAAUUGCCGGCUGGUGGUCUAAGCAAUACUAUGAAAUUUUUAUUGGCAAAGCCACGACAUUUGAAUCCUUGACACCGAUCUCUCACAAAUACCUGGCCUAUCUCGGAUUCGAGCCGCCGAACCCAAAGGAGUCCCUGACUGCGGCGCUCAAGAUCACAAAAUCUCGCAAAAGGCGGAGGCGUCCUGGACGCGUGGAGCGGAACGUGGUCAUGUGCUACGUCCUGGGCGCUCCCGGCUCAGGCAAGUCGUCCUUGCUCAAUGCCUUCCUCAACAGGCCGUAUGAGCCCUUGCACUAUCCUACCAUCAAGCCGCGCCGCGCCGUGAACAGCGUCGAACUUCCCGGGGGCCGCCAAGUAUACCUCAUCCUCGAGGAGCUCGGCGAGCUCGAGCCAGCGAUUCUGGAAAACAAGACCAAGCUAGAUGCGUGCGACCUUCUCUGUUACGCAUACGACUCCUCCGACCCCGACUCCUUUUCGCACAUUGUCGACAUGCGCGCCAAGCACCCGCAUCUGGAUGAGCUGCCAUCCAUCUACACCGGCCUCAAGGCAGACAAGGACAAGACGACUCAACGCAGCGAGCUGCAGCCCGACGAGUACACGGCCUCGCUCAACCCGAGCAGUGCAUUUCCCAAGAUGCAGUGUCUAUUCAGCCUGGGAAAGAGUGUGGGACAAUCCCGGAUCUUGACAGGGCUGCUGUAA